GGGUUCGCUAUGUGGAGGAGGGAGCCAGCAGUACUAAAAAUCAUCGCAGGAAUCAUAGCAGGAAUGACUCGAGUGAACGUCGGUCAACCUUAUAUCAAAACUGCUAAAGCUAAAUAGUGUCAUCGCCUUUCUUUUUCUGAAAGAGACCAACUCAGGCGUGAAAAGAGGCAUGCGGUGACUUAGUCUGAAGCAAGAAGGCACAGCUGAUCCAGCGGCGGCAGCAGAUUGCUUGGAUGAAGGAUGAAGAGCCCAGUACACAGAUGUAGGGAUGUGGAGCACGGGCGUGGGCAGGCCAGUGCUGGUUACCUGCAAGGUGAGCAGCGCAUCCCCAUCUCCAAAGACAUCAUCACAUCCUCCUCUGCCUCUGCCAUGUGGUUCAUCAGGGAUGCCUGUGGCAUCAUAUGUGCAGUGAUCACCUGGCUGCUGGUGUUGUAUGCUGAGUUUGUGGUGCUAUUUGUGAUGCUCCUGCCCUCCAAGAACCUGACAUACAGUAUUGUAAAUGGGACACUGUUCAAUAGCCUGGCCUUCCUCGCCCUUGCCUCACACUUCAGGGCCAUGUGCACCGACCCUGGGGCUGUGCCAAAGGGGAAUGCUACCAAGGAGUACAUAGAGAGUCUUCAGCUUAAACCAGGCCAGGUGGUCUACAAAUGUCCCAAAUGCUGCAGCAUCAAGCCUGACCGAGCACACCAUUGCAGCGUUUGCAAACGUUGCAUACGAAAAAUGGAUCACCACUGCCCUUGGGUCAACAACUGUGUCGGGGAGAACAACCAGAAGUAUUUUGUGCUUUUCACGAUGUACAUUGCACUUAUUUCUCUCCACGCUUUGGUCAUGGUGGUCUUCCAUUUCCUCUACUGUUUUGAAGAUGAUUGGACAAAGUGCAGUUCCUUCUCUCCCCCUGCAACAGUCAUCCUCCUCAUCCUCCUGUGCUUUGAGGGUCUCCUCUUCCUCAUCUUCACCUUUGUGAUGUUCGGCACACAGGUCCAUUCCAUCUGUACUGACGAGACUGGCAUAGAACAGUUGAAAAAGGAAGAGAGAAGAUGGGCUAAAAAAACAAAGUGGAUGAACAUGAGGGCUGUAUUUGGACACCCCUUCUCCAUAUUGUGGUUUAGCCCUUUCUCCACCCCUAACCAUGGGAAGGCUGAGACUUACCAGUAUGUGGUGUGAGAGCUCAGCACAGGGAACCAGCGAGCCACAUCAAAGCUAAACCGAGACGGGGGUCAGAAGUUUCCCCCACAUGCCCCCAGCCCAGCUGACCUCAGCUAUGAUCAGUCUCUUGUUCCCAGUGCUGAAAACGAUUGUACCCUUUCUCCAACCCUAUCUAUGGACAGCUCCCCAUUUGCUUUCUGUUUUGCCAUGAAAGUGCACUCUAUUUAUUUCACUUUUGCUUUGUUUUAUCAAGCUGAGUUGCAGAGAAAAAGAAAUCCUUUUAGCUUGUGAAUCAUGUUUGUAAGCAUUGUGUGAUUUUUGAUAUGUUGGUGUUUCUUUUCUGGGCCCCUUUUUUCCUGAUACCAUUAGGCCUUUUCCUUUUCUCCCCAGUGUUUACAUUGACUUUUCCUGAUGUCUUCCUUGUGUCAGACUCUAUCUUGUCUCCAUAAUGUUCCAGACAUGGACAAACUAUACAUUUUCAGUUUUGUCAGACAUUCAGUAUGCAGACACUUUUGGCAUUAAGAUCUUUUCACGCCAAGUGUGACACGUUUUUGAGAGACAAAUAGUUGAAAAUAAUACAUUGGAUUAAUUUUAACCCACUAAAUCUUGUAUACUGUUUCGUUGACUCGGGAGAGUUGUUGCAUCUAAAAGAAACAGAAAUCCUACCUGGUUUAUUUUAAAAGAUCAGGAAUCAGGAACAUUUAUUUGUCAUUUCAUUUCAUGCACUUGUACAUGAAAUGAAACAAAAUAUAAUUUCCCCCAGCCCACAGCAAUGUAACACAGACAAAAACACAUCCAGACUACAAGAACACAUAUAUCCAAAAUAGAAAAAAAACUACAAAAACACAUAUCCAACAUAUCCACAAAAAAAAAAAAUCACUGUCCAAGAGAACGUACGCCAACCAGGAUGACUGUCUGAACUGCCGGUCUGCAUGGGCUAGCAGUUAGCUUAGCCUGCCCCGCUUCCGCGUCCUGUCAGACCACCCUCAGUGCUUCCUCUUCGGGUGCAGCUCUGGGCAGGGCUGUGGUCCUUGGGCCCACUGGACACAGUGGACCAAGCCCCCCCAUAGCCGAUCCAACGCCAGCUCUCCCAGCCAGACACCUUCAACACACUUUCCCGCACUCCACACAACGACACCAAAAACACAGUCAACGCCAGGCAAGGUGCCAGGCGAAAUAUGAUGGCUUAUGUUUACGCAACAGUUUCACAGUCAGUCUGCAGCAUGGAUACAGGCAUUCUGUGUUUUUCUUUGUGUGAAAAUAUCUUGUGAAAAAGUCAGGCGUGAUGCGAACAGGACUUUACUUGACAGGCUCAUAACUACCACAUACAAUGCCAAAAAAGCAAAUAUUUCAAAGUAUAUUUUGGCACCUGUGUUUUGUUCAGGUCUGGAACAUUCUCUGAUUCCUCUCUGAUACAUGCUCAACAUAAAUUAAGCCAUUGUCUGAGGGACCAGGUUAUUCUCCAAAAUAAAAAGCCAGGGUGUUAUGUUCCUCUGUUUCACAUGGUGCAAUCAAUCCAUUAUCUGCCAGCAUGUUGUGGUCACAGCAAGUCUUAACCAGGACAUUCUUGCAAAGUGUUAGUUGAAUAGGUUCUUUUAAAUGCAAUCAAGAUUGCCAUCAAGCUCAAUUUGUCUUUCAUGUAGAGCAAGAAAACAUGGUUGUAGAUUUGAUUGCGAUCAGUGAAGAUCUCACCAUGCAUAAGACAGUUGCUAUCUGUGUGUUUUGCAUGAAGUCAAGUCAUUUUUUUAUUAACUUGACUUCAUAUGAACACUUCAUGCUGAAACAGCUGUAGUGGUUCUAUGCUUAUUAUUAUAGCCAUGAUGGUAUGUGGUGUUUUGAUAUCGUCAACUUGUGCCAAAGUUCCCUCAGUGAGUCUCUCAGUUACAAAUUUGCUUCAGAAAGGUCUGGUAUGGGAUUUUUCAAAAAGUACUUCUGUAUGAAAAUCUUUUAGGAAUUUCAUUAAAUUCUGCAUUCUGUCAAGGAAGCAGCUUAUGUAAAUGCACAGAGAAAAGUAUGAAUUUGGCUGCCAUACAAGUGAUUACACAUUUGCAAGAUAGUAGCUGGAUUUUGUCUGUACUGUAACAAAACACAUGAAGCACUAAACAAACUAUGAAAACAAAGUCCGCUGUCACUGUUCACAUUUAAAAACAUAAUACAUGACUAAUUUGCACUUUUUCUCGAUCAUUUAUGUUUUCUUAUUCUAUUUUUCAUUAUGUGUAUGUAUUUUGUUAUCAGAAUGCAUGGUGCAAAUGGCUAGCUUAGUAUCGUAGGUGAAACAGUGCUGGUAUGCUAGCGCCGGAUCUUGUUGGUGAGUGAUGUUGAAGAUUUUUUUUAACUGAAAUUUUAAAACUUUCUAAACAUUCUGAAAGUGUUUCAGCACAUGCGCAGAGAAUAAACACUUCUGUUGCAAUGCAGCUUCC
Molecule: messenger RNA, 3566 nt
Organism: Lampris incognitus (smalleye Pacific opah)
Lineage: Eukaryota; Metazoa; Chordata; Actinopteri; Lampriformes; Lampridae
Gene: zdhhc3a
Product: zinc finger DHHC-type palmitoyltransferase 3a
Exons: 7
Coding region: 241-1164 (307 amino acids)
Biological process (GO): protein targeting to membrane; peptidyl-L-cysteine S-palmitoylation
Cellular component (GO): endoplasmic reticulum; Golgi apparatus
Molecular function (GO): protein-cysteine S-palmitoyltransferase activity
Source: RefSeq, a predicted model, not a curated record